UGCGCUAUCCAGGAACUCAAAGAGGCGGAACUGAAUAAAAGGAACGUGUUUUCUACCGAACACAUUUCAAACAAGUACGCGUUCUCCCGUUGCCGUGGCAGCAGCGACUUCAGGAAGAACGUUCGGGCGAUUAAUGAUGGAUGCUCGAGAGACAGAUCUGCUGGGUGGCAGUGAGAACAUAGUUGAAAUGCAGAAUUUGGAAGAAGAGGACUUUGCUGUUUCAAAAUCAUCAGAUGCUUAUGCAGAGUUUGACAUGGUUAUUGGGAACAUCGAGGAUAUUAUAAUGGAGGAUGAAUUCCAACAUCUUCAGCAGUCUUUCAUGGAGAAAUAUUACCUUGAGUUUGAUGAGUCUGAGGAGAACAAGCUCAGCUAUACACCUAUUUUUAAUGAAUAUAUUGAAGUCCUAGAAAAACAUCUGGAACAGCAGUUGGUAGAGCGAAUUCCUGGAUUCAACAUGGAUGCCUUCACCCAUUCACUUAAACAGCACAAAGAUGAAGUCUCAGGUGACAUACUUGACAUGCUGCUCACUUUCACUGACUUUAUGGCCUUUAAAGAGAUGUUCAUUGAUUACAGAGCAGAAAAGGAGGGCAGAGGAUUGGACCUUAGUACUGGACUGGUGGUGAAAUCUUUAAAUUCUGAAUUCAAUAGGCAUUUCAUGUAAAUGAACUUGGUCAGUCAACACAUAUGAUUAUUCCCAUUUAAAAAUAUUAAUAUUUAUUGAAAAUUCCUUUCUGACACAUCCCAAAACAACAGCCACGGUUAUACUUGACAGAAGGGGAUUGGUGUUUAAUUUAGGUUAAUGUUUAAACUUAACAUUAGGGUUAUCUGUCAGCUUAUCCGGUAUGAUUCCUCUAACAGUAUUCAUCUGUCACCAAAUCCACUCGGUCUGGAUCAGCCUUUCUUAUCUUGUUGGCCUAAAGCACAGCAAAACACUAUUGCAGCAAACUGAUGUAGAAAGCUGUAAUGUGCAUUUGAGUAUCUCAAAGCUGCCACUUUAUUGCAAAUAUACCCAAAUAAUUCCUUUCGCUUGACAAUCAUUAAGGGCUUUACAAUACAAAAGUAUUCUACGUGCCUGAUAUGACAACCGAUCUAAAAGACCCUUUUUCCAUUUAAAAGACUUGCAAGUCUUUAAGUAAAAUAUAACAUAAUUAAAAAGUGUUUAUACAGUUACCAGAAGCAAUGUAAAUAAUCAGUUUUUCAUGCUUUUAAUGUGAUGCGGAGAUGUUUUGGAUCUCUCAUAUCUUCC
Carassius carassius (crucian carp) is the source of this 1246-nucleotide messenger RNA. RefSeq names its product ADP-ribosylation factor-like protein 2-binding protein. Gene Ontology annotation, cellular component: mitochondrial intermembrane space. NCBI's taxonomy places the organism in Eukaryota, Metazoa, Chordata, Actinopteri, Cypriniformes, Cyprinidae. The coding region runs from base 134 to 661 and encodes 175 amino acids. Gene Ontology annotation, biological process: positive regulation of tyrosine phosphorylation of STAT protein; maintenance of protein location in nucleus. The record is from RefSeq and is a predicted model, not a curated record. The transcript has 7 exons.